This is a messenger RNA of Rotaria sp. Silwood1, 1230 nucleotides long. NCBI's taxonomy places the organism in Eukaryota, Metazoa, Rotifera, Eurotatoria, Philodinida, Philodinidae. The record is from the annotation of a GenBank genome assembly.
AUGUUUAUUUCUACUCCUUACUUUCAUUUCGUUUCAGUCCCACUACGUGCAAGUUUCAUUGAUAUUCAUCCGAAUGCAAAAUGGGCACAGAAUGGUAUCACUGUUGCUGGAGGAAAUGGAUCGGGCAGGGAAACCAAUCAACUUUAUAACCCAUGGGGUUUGUACGUCGACGAUGAUCAAACGAUUUAUGUCACUGAUGAGCAGAAUGAUCGUAUUGUGGAAUGGAAUUCUGGUGCAACGAAUGGAAAAGUAGUUGCUGGUGGAAAUGGACAAGGACAUGAAGCUCAUCAGUUAAAUCACCCAUUAGAUGUGAUUAUCGACAAAGAGAGCGAUAGUCUCAUCAUCAGCGAUAGAUGGAAUAGAAGAGUAGUUCGAUGGCCUCGUCGAAAUGGUACUCGUGGAGAAACAAUUAUUUCAAAUAUCUCUUUCGGAGGUUUGACAAUGGACGACAAUGGUUCUCUCUAUGGCCGUGACUACGAAAAACAUGAAGUGAGACGAUAUAAAAUUGGUGACACUCAAGGAAUAGUAGUUGCAGGUGGUAAUGGACAAGGAAAUCGUCUCGAUCAACUCUCUAAGCCCACCUACGUAUUUGUCGAUCGAGAUCAUUCAGUUUAUGUGUCUGAUUAUAAAAAUCAUCGUGUAAUGAAAUGGGAAGGAGGUGCAAAACAAGGUAUUGUCGUAGCCGGUGGUCAAGGAAAUGGAAAUAGUCUUACACAAUUGAAUUAUCCUUAUGGAGUCGUUGUCGAUCAAUUGGGUACUGUCUAUGUGGCUGAUUUUGGGAAUCAUCGAAUCAUGCGUUGGCCAAAAGGAGCCAAACAAGGAAGUGUCAUUAUUGGUGGAAACGGUAGAGGAGCACAGUCGAAUCAACUCGAUCGUCCCAUAGGUUUAUCAUUCGAUCGACAUGGUAAUCUCUAUGUCGUCGAUAGGGGCAAUCAUCGAGUACAAAAAUUUAAUAUCGAAUGAAAUUCAAUACGAUGAUGAAUUUUAUUUUUUUGUUCUCUUUCUCUUUCAAAUAAAUCGUGAUUGGAUGAAAAAAAUGAUUUCAUAGCUAUUCUAUUCUCUUCGCGCGCGCGCGACCAGGAACCAUCCUGGUGGAGCCGUGGCGAGCGUAAAGCUCAUGCACGCGCGGGAAGACCCACAUCAUUCACAUGCAUCCAUCCGAUGUCAUAUGUCAGUGAGUCUGGGGGGCCCGAUCGUGUGCCACGGACACCAAGACAGUUCCUGGCCAGG